CGGACGAUAUCUGGACGUGGGGGUGCCGUACAUAUACUAAUACUAGACUUCUCACUGCCAUCUGCCUGUCAACAACCUUCGCCACACUCACCAGGUCUACCUUUACCACCGCCACUACGCCCACCACCAUGUCUGAGAAGCCAGACCACCUCUGUGUCCUGGUCCAUGGCCUUUGGGGUAACCCCGACCAUUUGAAAUAUGUCAGCACUACUCUGAGCGAGAGGUUUCGCAGUGAGAAACUCCACGUCCUUGUUGCGGCGCGUAACUCGGGCAGCUUCACCUACGACGGCAUAGAUACGGGUGGCGAGCGCGUUGCCCAAGAAAUCGAGGGAAAGCUCGAGGAGUUAGCUGAGAGUGGACACAACAUCACCAAGAUCAGUAUCAUAGGAUACUCAUUAGGAGGUCUCAUUUCCCGUUAUGCUAUCGGAUUGCUCUAUCGGAGGGGCAUCUUUGAUAAGAUACGGCCGAUAAACUUUACCACCUUUGCGACUCCCCAUCUCGGCGUUCGAACACCCCUCAAAGGCUACCAUAGUCACUUGUGGAAUGUCCUGGGCGCGCGCACACUCUCUAUGAGCGGAAGACAACUCUUUGGUGUGGAUAAAUUCAGAGACACUGGCCGACCACUUCUAGCCGUCCUCGCAGACUCAGAAAGCAUCUUCAUCCAGGGACUGGCUCAAUUCAAGCACCGAAGUUUAUACGCCAAUGUCGUCAACGAUCAAACAGUGACAUACUACACUGCCGGCAUCUCGUCAACCGACCCUUUCGUAGAUCUAAACAAGGUCAAAAUAAACUACAUCGACGACUACGACGACGUCAUUGUCGAUCGAGAACACCCAGUCUCGCCAAGAGAGCCCGAGGAACCACGAGCAUUCGCACAACGCCUAGCAGAAGGUACAAAGACGGUGAUCGGGCGUGCAUCCAUUGUAGCGCUCCUCUCAGUCUUGGUCCCUAUCGGUGUGGCUGUUUUUCUAAUCAAUUCCGCCUUUCAAUCAGUUCGCAGCCAACAACGUAUACGACUUCACCAAGAAGGCCGAUCGGGUAUCGACUACACGCACUAUCGCAUACCACUGAUGAUCAAUGCAGUACGGCGAGAGGCUGAGAGCAUAUAUGGCAACGCCAAUCACGCACAGAGCCAGGAAUACCUAAGCAAUGGCUCCGAAGAGGCCGCGUCUUCAACACAGCAAAAGACUCUAGGAGAAGCGCACAAAACUGGGUCUGAUACCGGAGUCGAUUCUAUCGAAGCACAAAAAGAGGAGGCCAAUCUGAAGUUCCCGACCCUUGCACUUACACCAGAGCAAUUCAAAAUGAUCGAAGCGCUAGACAACGUUGGUUUCAAGAAGCAUCCAGUUCACAUCCACAACCACCGGCACUCGCACGCCGCUAUCGUUGUUCGCAUGAACAAGGCGGCCUUCAACGAAGGUAAAAUCGUAAUUCAGCACUGGCUCGACAAUUUCGAGCUUUAAUGUCCUUCCAGCAUCUUUCAAUUCGCAGUGAUCGAGGCUACAUCCCAGUUUUUCCAGCGUGGCGCAUGGCGAACCUUAGACGUGUACUAAUACUUUACGGCCGUACACCAGCAAACUAGUCGAGCGAUUGAUACCCUUGAGCAUCAUGUACAGAGUACACAACUGGAGGAACCAUGUCUUUGCAUCCUUGCAUAUUUGCUUUAAUAGAAAUCUAGAAAUUAAUACCAUACACAAAUUCCCCAAAAUGUCUU
Bipolaris sorokiniana ND90Pr is the source of this 1714-nucleotide messenger RNA. RefSeq lists its product as uncharacterized. NCBI's taxonomy places the organism in Eukaryota, Fungi, Ascomycota, Dothideomycetes, Pleosporales, Pleosporaceae. The coding region runs from base 129 to 1463 and encodes 444 amino acids. The record is from RefSeq and is a predicted model, not a curated record. The transcript has 3 exons. Gene Ontology annotation, molecular function: monoacylglycerol lipase activity.